UGGAGGUGGUGGGGGAGGAACGGGCCGGGCCGCCGGGACCGUGCGAGACGGGGCCGCCGCCUCCUCUGCCUUCCUGAGUGCCCCGCACCAGCAGCGUGCAGCUCGGCUCCGGUACCGGCGGGCUGCGGGACCCCUGCCCCGGACCUGCAAAAAUGAAGAGAAGGACAGAACCUGAAUUUAGCAGCCCCCAAAAGAAGCAGAAGAAGAUAGAAGACUUGGGAUUAACCCUCAGUUCUACUUCAGAUGAUGAAACUCAAUGUAGUAAUCAUACUACUCAAGAGUCUUCCAGUAGCAGCAGUGGGUCUGAGAGUGAGAACGAUGAAAAAAGACCAGUCUUCAGCAAUGAGUUCAAACAAGACUCUCUUGUGGAGGGUACUUCAUCUCGCUACUCAAUGUAUAACAGUGUCUCCCAAAAGCUCAUGGCCAAGAUGGGCUUCCGGGAAGGAGAAGGUCUGGGAAAAUAUGGCCAAGGCAGGAAGGAUAUUGUUGAGGCCUCCAACCAGAAGGGAAGGAGAGGCUUUGGCCUGACCCUCAAAGGAUUUGAUGGGGAGCUCAAUAUCGAUUGGCAGGAUGAGCCAGAGCCUAGUGCCUACGAGGAGGUAGACUGGUGCCUCGAGUGUACCACGGAAAUCCCUGAUGCCCAGGAGCUGAAGGAGUGGAUGACUGUGGGGAAGAGGAAGAUGGUGAUUGAAGAUGAAACAGAGUUCUGUAGUGAAGAGCUUUUACAUAAUGUCCUGCAGUGCAAGAGUGUAUUUGAUGAGCUGGAUGGAGAAGAAAUGCGUCGAGCCCGAACACGAUCUAACCCAUAUGAGAUGAUCCGUGGAGUUUUCUUCCUGAACAGGGCUGCAAUGAAGAUGGCAAAUAUGGACCAUGUCUUUGACUACAUGUUUACGAACCCGAAGGACUUCCAUGGGAGGCCUUUGAUAAAGGAGCGAGAUGCAGAGCUGCUCUACUUUGCUGAUGUGUGUGCUGGUCCUGGAGGCUUCUCAGAGUAUGUCCUGUGGAGGCGGAAGUGGCAUGCGAAAGGAUUUGGCAUGACAUUGAAAGGACCAAAUGAUUUUAAGCUAGAGGACUUCUAUUCUGCCUCCAGUGAGCUCUUUGAACCUUAUUAUGGAGAGGGAGGGAUUGAUGGAGAUGGAGAUAUCACUCGUCCAGAGAACAUUACGGCUUUCCGGAAUUUUGUUUUGGACAACACUGAUCAAAAGGGAGUGCAUUUCUUAAUGGCUGAUGGGGGUUUCUCAGUGGAGGGUCAGGAGAAUCUGCAAGAAAUCCUGAGCAAACAGCUCAUGCUUUGCCAGUUUCUUACAGCACUGUCCAUUGUCCGGACAGGAGGACAUUUUGUCUGCAAAACCUUUGACCUCUUCACUCCAUUCAGUGUGGGACUUAUUUAUCUGCUGUAUUGCUGCUUUGAGCGAGUGUGCAUCUUUAAACCUGUGACAAGCCGUCCUGCCAAUUCGGAGAGGUACCUGAUAUGCAAAGGCUUAAAGGUGGGAAUUGAUGAUGUGCGGGACUAUCUCUUCACGGUGAACAUUAGACUCAACCAGCUGCGUAACUCAGAUGUAGAUGUGAACCUUGUUGUCCCACUGAAUGUGAUCAAAGGCGACCAGGAUUUCUACGAUUACAUUGUCCAGUCCAAUGAAAACCACUGCAAAGUUCAGAUAAAGGCAUUAGCGAAAAUUCGUGCCUUUGUUCAAGACACGACGCUGAUGGAGCCACGGCAGGCUGAAAUCCGAAAGGAGUGUCUCCAGCUAUGGGGGAUUCCUGAUCAAGCUCGUGUUGCACCUUCAUCUUCAGAUCCAAAGUCCAAGUUCUUUGAGCUGAUCCAGGGGAUGGACAUUGAUACCUUCAGCUACAAACCAACACCUCUGAAUUCCAGUACACUGGAGAAAAUUCGCCAAGUGUUAGAUUACCGGUGUAUGGUGUCUGGAAGUGAGCAGAAGUUCCUCUUGGGGCUAGGGAAAUCACAGAUCUACACUUGGGAUGGUCGCCAGUCAGAUCGCUGGACAAAGCUGGAUUUGAAAACGGAGCUGCCACGAGAUACCCUUCUCUCUGUGGAGAUUGUUCAUGAGCUGAAAGGAGAGGGGAAAGCCCAGAGAAAAAUCAGUGCCAUCCACAUCCUUGAUGUCUUGGUGCUGAAUGGAAGCGAUGUUCGAAAGCAGCAUUUCAACCAGAGGAUUCAGCUGGCAGAGAAGUUUGUCAAAGCUGUGUCUAAACCUAGCCGGCCAGAUAUGAACCCCAUCCGAGUGAAGGAAGUUUACAGACUGGAGGAAAUAGAGAAGAUUUUUGUGAGAUUAGAGAUGAAAGUCAUCAAGAGUUCAAGAGGAAUACCCCGGCUGUCCUACACUGGCCGAGACGACCGGCACUUUGUGCCCACAGGACUCUACAUUGUACGGACUGUGAAUGAUCCCUGGACAAUGGCAUACAGCAAAAACUCCAAGAAGAAAUUCUUCUUCAACAAGAUAACCAAGAGCACGACAUACAACCUCCCUUCUGAAUCCAUUGCACCCUUUCAUGUCUGCCAUUACAGCCGCCUCUUUUGGGAGUGGGGGGAAGGUGUCAAAGUGCACGACUCUCAGAAAAGGCAAGAUCCAGAGAAGCUAUCCAAGGAGGAUGUCCUGUCUUUCAUCCAAGCGCACUUCCCCUAACUCUGCUCCCUUGAGAGGUGCAGGGGAGGCUGAGCCCAGCUUUGAUUCUUCAGGGACUGAUGAGACUGGAGCGCUCCACAACUUCUAUCCUGGUCUUCUCCAGAGCUGAUUUUCUGGAGGUGAUUAAACCAGCAUGUUGUAUGCAGAAGGCACAGAACAAGGCUCUACCCUGGCAGUGUAUAUGAGUAUGGCCCAGGUAGCGCCUGCUGCUGGAGUACGCAUGGUGACCCCUGGAGCCAUGGCUGAAUGCCCUUUUGUUCUGACCUACUGCAUGCAUGAGGCCAAGGGGCUGGCAGUUUUGUUUGCUCCUGUUCAAACAUUCAGUGAGGUUUGUGGAAUGCUGUGUGUGUGCCAGAACUCUCCAGGCUUACGCUUCCCUGGCAGUGUGGGAAAGAGAUGUCUUGGUGGCAGAGCUGGGCCACAGCACACUGAAGGGGCCCUGCAUCGUUCCUGGUAGUUACCUGUCUCCUUGGCCCAUCAAAGGCCUACACUACCCAGUGGAGCAUGUUAACUCAUUGGUGAAUGCUGGGUUUGGGAUGCAAGUAUGUAUUCUUGCUGGUGUCUCCAACAUUUCUGCUUAUCAAGGCACUUGGCUGCCCACUGACAAUUCCUAUGUGAUGGUAUCCUGUUGGACAAAGGCCAGUGCAGAUGAUGAGUAGAGUUCCUGGCACAGAUUUGAUAUACUCUAUGCCAAGGCUUUCUCAGACCUCUAGAAGCUGCUGUGAUGAGGAUUUCCCCUCUCCAGGUCAGUGACUGAUCCUGAGCCAGCAGUCUGUGGUUAAUUUGUGAACAUGUCUAUGCCUCAUACUUCCAAGACCAAGGUGCUUUAGUUCUUGGUACUCUACACUAUUACCCACAUCUUCAGGGAAGAAAGUGGAUGCAGAAGGAAGACAAAGGAAGGUUGCAAUGCUGGAGGUCUUUAGAGGGAGUGAUGGCAAUGGCUUAGUUAAAAAAAAAAACAAAAACAGGGCUUCCGUGAAAAGAGAUCUUGACUUCAACCAUGUUGGUCAGAACUUCAAGCAUCUCAACUUCAACCAUGAAGACAGAAGAAAUCCUGUCCCCUGACUGUGCCCACUGAAGCGUUACCUGACUUUACUUUUUAAAUGUCAAAGCGGGCUUUGAAACUCUUCAUGUCUCAUUGAGCCCUGGAAUGGCAUCUGGGGUGAAGGCACAAAGCUGUAAAACUGUCAGCAUGGUAUUUGUGUCAACAGUGCUCCAUGUGCACUUAGGAGCUGGGUUCAUAGUUGUCUUCUGCUGCAUGUUUUACCUUCACUUCUGGCUUCCAUGGCACUGUUGCCAAGUCUUCCACAUAGAUCAGGAGAUAACACAGUUGACUGCUUUUGGCCAAGCAGCAAAAUUGCCCUGUCUACCCCCUUUUGGUUUUGUUCUUGGCUUUUUUUUAAACACAGAUUGACAGUAGGGAGGAAACUGAUUAGGGGUUGAACUGUGCCUUAAAGAAAGAUAUAGUUCUAAAACCUAUAGCACUUGUUUAGAUUCUUGUUUCUUUCCACACCCGUAUGUAUGAUUUGAACAAGCUUUAUGUAGCAAGACAUGGAAGUUUUCACUUAUAGGUCCAUGGGUGUCCUGCACCCCACCCAGAGAAGCCAGCACAAGGGUGGUAUGUUGAAGUCCGAAUGCUUGGCAUCAUGUGUUAAGAGCUUUCGUGUUCAUUCUCAGCACGCAGUUCCUACUUCUUUCCUUGUUAUCCUACAAGUAGGCUGUUCUGUCUGAGCUUGGAGCACUUCCAUGUCUUCCCAAGCAAACUGUCUUCAUAUAACCAUGUAUUAAUUCUCUACCAUUUAGUAGAAAUGAAAUUAACAGCUGCAACACCAGAGAAAAUCAUCUGUAGGUUUGAUCACUGCAGAACUGCGCCCCUGGCUGAAGGAGCAGCACAGAAGCUGGCAUAGUCUGUAAGUCAAAGGAAUCUGGAGGAGGCGAAGCUUGGGAGGUAAGCUUACAAGCAGGUAGCCCUGAAUACUGUGCAGCAGAGCUGUUCUGUUUCAUCUCAAAGCUCUGGCCAAAGGAAAAUGGGUCAGAGCUCUUCUUUUCACACUGGUGAUUACUAGUGCCCAGACACAGGUCUACCAAAGCAGCUGAGGGACUGCCUGCUGUUAAUGCAGCUCCCAAGUGUUGGUAAAAUGGUAUGAAAGAAACGGUGGCUCUUACCCCCAAAGGACAAGAAGUCUGUCACAGGCAGGUUUUUUCUUGUUGGCUAAGGCAAGGUAAUUUCAUGAGGGAUGCAGAAGAAUUUGUCCCAGUGGGCAGUAAGGAACCUUCAUCUGUGGUUUCUAGGCCUGUGUGCAGCUGGCUUUUUAAACCAACCAGUAAUUUGAGUUUGGACACUUCCAUCUGCCUUGAAGCUGUUCCAAUACCAGAAAAGCAUGCUGCUUCUUUUGCCAGGCUCCUUUCGCAGGUGGUAUGUCCUCCAUUCCGGCUUUGGUCUCCUGUGGGCUGGCAAACACGAGGGUGACUAGGAAGCACACCAGGGUGAGUGUAGUCCUCUGAGGGUACAUAAACCCCCAUUAGCCUGCAGCCCAGCUCUUAUGAACAAAUACUCCCUGUGUAUGGAGUUGCCUCCGGCCCCUCAUUCAAAUUUGCUUUUUAGUUUUAUUUUUGAAGCACCGAACCAUGAUUCUGAAUCCCCCUUCAAGAAGGCAAGCAUGAGCCACUAUGCUACUUGCUUCCCUGCUACAGGGUAGAUAUUGAGGGAUUAUGUUGGGAAGCGGAGGUGAGGAAGGUCUUGCUGAAGAGAAUGUUGAUGUACAUUAAUUGCACAAUGUAUUGUCAUUAGGCUGUAUAUCAUUUUGUGUUGACUCCUGCUUUCAUUGUCUCUGUUACCAAUACAGCCCUUUUAGUUCGCAACAGUGCUUGUUCACUUUGCUUCCCACAGAAUUCUGUUUGGCAGCAUGUUAGCGUGGAGACAGAAGUGCCUCGCACCAUUGAAUUUUCAAGGCGUGCCCCUUUUAAUGGCUUUCCUGAAAUGUCAGAGCACACUGAGGGCUACCUAGUGUAUCUUGCUUCACCAGAGAGUGGACUACAGGUACCAGUUCCUAGCACUCCUAUGCAGCAUAUGAGGCUGCUUUUCCACUCAGUGCAAACACUUGAGUAGAUUCCAUGCCACAACAAACCAAUCUGCUGACCAGGUAUGUUAAAUGCCUAAUCCCUUCUAGGCUUACUAUGGUGCAGUGUGUGUCAGCAGGGAGAAUGUAAGAUGAGAAGAAAGCAGAGGCUGAGAGAUAUUACAAAACAGGAAAAAAAGGAAACCAAGGAAGUUACAAGGUUUAAUUAUUUUAUUUAAAGCCCUUGCAGUGGCACUUCCAUCCCUAGGACUUGAUAGUUCAAUUUGUUCUUCAAGUGUUGAUUCUCAAAGGCACAGAAUGGCUACCAAGCCUUGAUGCACUGGAGAGGUAGGUAGCUCUCAAAGCCCAGGUACCCACAUCUCAAGCUGGAUGUUGCCUGCUUACAGAGAGAUACCUACCUCCCCAUCUGGUUUUGUGGAGGUAGGAUUCCUCUGGUCCUUCAGGUCAGUGUGGAGGAGGUACCAUACUUAUUUAGAUCAGCUCUGGGAACACCUGGAAUCUUGGUCACAAUACCAAAGUUACCCUUUGAGAGUUUAGUGUCCCUUCAGCUUAUGGCUGAGUCACAGGAACAAAGGUGGCAUGUAUUCUGGCAGGGCUGGGCAGAGAGCACUUGUCUGAAGCCACAGAGGUCCUCUUCAAAAUAGAGAAUGUAUUGCCUUCCUGCAUCAGGCUGGAUGGUCUACACUGCAUUUGGAGUAAGACAGCACCAUCUUCAGCUCUGCUUGACCACGCUUCUAGCCAGAAGUGUGCUUGGUUUCUCCUUUGUCUCCUGUCCCCCUGCUAUUCUCAGAGCAAGAUUCCCUGCAAUGAGGCUUGGAAAGGAUGAGCAGUAACAGCAAUCUGAAAUGCUGAUCCUUACCCUUGGCAGAGGCACAGCAGUGAGAGGAGGAAGAGCUCUUUGCAUGAGAGUCAUUUGGUCAGCAGGGAGAAUUCUUGAGUGCAAUCACACUGUCCAGAAGGCAUAAAUAAGAGCAAUCAGCAGUCCCACAGACACAGCAAGGGCAGCAUUCUUGCGGUUCUCCUUAUGAAGCGCACUCAGUUCUUUCUCUGGGAAACAAACAAAAGCCUUGGCUGUGAGUGUUCUCUGUGUUGCAUCUGCAUCUCCUUUCAAAAAAUGUCUUUAACAGCACAAUGCUACCUUGGUCAUGGGCAACUCUUCUGAGAUCAGUAUGCAAAGCUGCCAAUCAAAGAUGUGCUGAACAGGAACUGAACUAGCAGGAACCCUUUCAUUUGCUCUUACCCUCUCAACCUCAGUAGCUGCACUUGGGAAUACUUCAGUGCCAAACCAGCUCCUGUUUGCAAAUGAUCUUGUUCUAGGAGCCUACUUAGGACAGCAUGGGUCAUUAGAAUAAUUGCUUGAUCUCUUAAAAGAAUGUGGAAGACUAAUAAGAGAGCUAUUUCUACUGUCUUUUAGAUGUAGCAGUCUGCUAAAUAUACUGUAGCCACCACUGAAUGUUGCAGAAUCUGGGUUUCCUCUUGUCCCCCCAAGUGUUGAACAGGUCUGAGGCUGGACCCUUAACUCUGUUGGGGCCUGCAGCUUUCCCUGACCCUGGUUUACAAAAGGGGAAACACAGUUGCAAGGAUGAAGGAAGUGGCUACCAGAAGGAGGAGUUCUACUGAUCUCUGCUUCUGUUCCAUUUGCUUUCCCAGAGUCUGAUUCUCGCUAGCUCUGUUCCACAAGACUUUGCUUGGUGGUACAGGCAAGAAGUGAGGUCUAUAGCACUACACCCUGCACGGCCACACAGCUUAACUAUUGUGUGAGGCAAGGUUGGAUGCAGACUCCAGACUGCUUUUGCUGCUGCAGGAGCUACAUGGGUUACUGUCGCUAUACUUUCCGUGAGCAGCCUCCAGUGGGAAUACCCUGGUGCUGCAGGUUUCCAUACUGGUGCUAGCAUCAAAGGAAGCUUUUAGCUGUCCUUUCUGCCCCUGUUCUUCCCACAGGACAAGCCUGCUCAUGCAACCACAGAGCAAACUGCUUGAAAUCUGUAAGGUCACAGAGGGGGUGGUAAGGGUAAGCAGUCAUGUAACCCCAGGCAGCUUAAACAGAAGGAGCAACGCUGUUGUCAGCAGUUGCUGUUUGUGGCCUAAUAUGUGUCAGCUGGAAUAAGCAGAGAUUUAAUCAGAGGCCAUAGCAGUGAUCUAAACAGUAUGCACAUGCACUGUCUGUUCUGUUCCAAGAGGAGCAGCCAUCACCAUUAGGUGAGGCUGUUGCUGCUACCUGAGCAGCCUGCUACAUUGCUCUGUUCAUGGGCUAGUGGUGAUAGGUGGCUGCUGGUAAAAGGGUGGCAGGAAUGUGCAGGGUCUUAUGCCAUUUCUAGUGGUAGGUCCUUAGGGAACAGCUUUGAAUCUGUUUAAAAUAACUUAGUCAUAGAAUCACAGAAUAGUCAAGGUUGGAAAGGACCUUAAGAUCAUCUAGUUCCAACCCCCCUGCCAUGGGCAAGGGCACCACACACUAAACCAUGUCACCCAAGGCUCUGUCCAGCCUGGCCUUGAACACUGCCAGGGAUGGAUUUUCUGGAAAUAGCCAUUUAACAUGAGUUAAAAUUACGAAUUUGCUGACCAUACCACAGUUUUCAACUUUCCAGACCUAAAAGGAUACUUGUGCUUCCUUCCUCUGUGUGAGCUAUGGUGCUUGCACUGCUGCGGAGUAUUGUCAAGCAGUCAACAGCCUGAAGACAUUAAAAGCAGCAUCCCUAGUUGAAUGGAAAUGCUGUCAAACCUG
This is a messenger RNA of Melopsittacus undulatus (budgerigar), 8447 nucleotides long. It is a transcript of the gene CMTR1, whose product is annotated as cap methyltransferase 1. Gene Ontology annotation, molecular function: nucleic acid binding; methyltransferase cap1 activity; protein binding. Lineage: Eukaryota; Metazoa; Chordata; Aves; Psittaciformes; Psittaculidae. The transcript has 24 exons. Bases 153 to 2645 code for a protein of 830 amino acids. Gene Ontology annotation, biological process: 7-methylguanosine mRNA capping. The record is from RefSeq and is a predicted model, not a curated record. Gene Ontology annotation, cellular component: nucleus; cytoplasm.